GCUGAGUGAUGGUUGCACAGUGUACUGGAUUUUUCUCCCACUCUGCCCCUCCUCCCUUCGUGGAGGUAGACUUUGUUUGGAGAUUGGAUGGGCAUGGGUCUGCUUGGGGAAGUGUUGCUGCGGGAGCUCAAGCAUCCAAAUGUUAUUUCUCUGCAAAAGGUGUUUCUUUCUCAUGCUGACAGGAAAGUGUGGCUUCUCUUUGACUACGCUGAGCAUGACCUCUGGCAUAUAAUCAAGUUUCACAGGGCUUCUAAAGCAAACAAGAAACCAGUUCAGUUACCUCGGGGAAUGGUGAAGUCACUGUUAUAUCAGAUCCUAGAUGGUAUUCACUACCUGCAUGCUAACUGGGUGUUACACAGGGAUUUGAAACCUGCUAAUAUUUUAGUUAUGGGUGAAGGUCCUGAGCGAGGAAGAGUAAAAAUUGCUGACAUGGGCUUUGCCCGAUUAUUUAAUUCACCUCUGAAGCCUUUAGCAGACUUGGAUCCCGUAGUUGUAACAUUCUGGUAUCGAGCUCCAGAGUUGCUUCUUGGAGCAAGACAUUAUACCAAAGCUAUUGAUAUUUGGGCCAUAGGGUGUAUAUUUGCAGAGCUGCUAACAUCAGAGCCAAUAUUCCAUUGUCGACAAGAAGAUAUCAAAACUAGUAAUCCUUAUCAUCAUGACCAGCUGGACAGAAUAUUCAAUGUAAUGGGAUUUCCUGCAGAUAAAGAUUGGGAAGACAUAAAGAAGAUGCCUGAACAUUCAACUUUAAUGAAAGAUUUCCGGAGAAACACGUAUACCAACUGCAGCCUUAUCAAAUAUAUGGAAAAACAUAAAGUUAAACCAGAUAGUAAGGCAUUCCACUUGCUUCAAAAAUUGCUCACUAUGGAUCCAAUAAAGAGAAUUACCUCAGAACAGGCUAUGCAGGAUCCCUAUUUCUUAGAAGAUCCUCUUCCCACAUCCGAUGUUUUUGCAGGUUGUCAAAUCCCUUACCCAAAACGAGAAUUUUUAACAGAAGAAGAACCAGAUGAUAAAGGAGACAAAAAGAACCAGCAGCAGCAGCAGGGCAAUAACCAUACUAAUGGAACUGGUCAUCCAGGGAACCAAGACAACAGUCACACACAGGGACCCCCACUGAAAAAAGUGAGAGUUGUUCCUCCUACCACUACCUCAGGUGGACUUAUUAUGACCUCAGACUAUCAGCGUUCCAAUCCCCAUGCUGCCUACCCCAACCCCGGACCAAGCACAUCACAGCCACAGAGCAGCAUGGGAUAUUCAACUACCUCCCAGCAGCCACCACAGUACUCGCAUCAGACACAUCGGUACUGAGCUGCAUCCCAAUAACGUCAAUGCACUGUUGCUAAUGCUGCAGGACUGGCCGCACAGCUGCCUGCCUGGAACCCGGCUUGGGCCACGAGAAUGUACUGUAAAACCACACCUCCAACCUGUCCGAUCGCCACGAUCCACCCCCUUCCACAGAGCGGAGUAGUGGCUCCCAAAUUGUACCUGUUUUUGGGGUUAGACUUGAAAAGAAAGUGCUAGCACAGUUUGUGUUGUGGAUAUGCUACUUCCAUAGUUUACUUGACAUGGUUCAGACUGACCGAUGCAUUUUUUUCAGUGACAGUCUGUAGCAGUUGAAGCUGUGAAAUGUGCUAGGGGCAAGCAUUUUUGUUGUCGUAUGUGGUGAUUUCUCUUGAUGUAACAACUUUAUCUGACCAAUAGUACACAACAUCUUUGAACUGGUACUUGAAGCAUACAGUAUAUGUUACCAUGGCAAAAAAGCAAACUAACCGUGACUCCAAUUGAGACAAUUUUGAUAGACAUUUAUUUUUAGUGACUUUUGUGGGUUGGUUCAUUUUUCACCUAGAUCAAUGGUUUAUGGCUGACAUGAUUGCUACAAUGAGAAUUAUUUUUUUUUUAAGAACAUGAAAACAUUUACAUUUUUUUCCAACCAUUACAAAUGUCCCAAAGAUUAAUUUCCAACAUAAGUUUUUGGUUUUGUUUUUAAAUCUAUGACUUGACUGGUAUUAAAGCUGCUAUUUGAUAGUAAAAUAAGUAUGUUGUCAUUGAUAUAAACAUGUUUGGUUCAGCAAACAAACUAAAAUGAUUGUCAUAGACAGUGUUUUAUUUUUUUUUUUCCUGUUGGUGUUAAUGAUUUGUGAGCAUGCUUUGGGAUUAAAAAAGCAUGAAUGAUAUUUCCUAAAAAGGUGCGGCAUACAUUCAGAUAUUUCAUCAUGAUUUUUGAGAACCAGCUUGGUGUAGUGUAUUUUAAAUUUUGUUCAGUUGAUUAUUUUUUUAAAUGUUCGCACGUUGUUUAGGGGUGCCAUUCCUACAGCAGAGGAUCAAGGUGUUAGGAGAGCCUUAGAAUUUAUGAGGAAAAAACUUACAUACAAUGUACUGUAUCAAACUAUUUUACAUGAAUGACACAAGUAUUCUGAAUUUAAAAAAAAAAAUCAAACAUUGUUAAAACAAGGUGUUAUGUAAUAAAUUUAUUUUUCAUAAAUCUGCA
Athene cunicularia (burrowing owl) is the source of this 2485-nucleotide messenger RNA. It is a transcript of the gene CDK8, whose product is annotated as cyclin dependent kinase 8. The coding region runs from base 88 to 1305 and encodes 405 amino acids. The transcript has 12 exons. NCBI's taxonomy places the organism in Eukaryota, Metazoa, Chordata, Aves, Strigiformes, Strigidae. Gene Ontology annotation, cellular component: nucleus; mediator complex. Gene Ontology annotation, molecular function: cyclin-dependent protein serine/threonine kinase activity; ATP binding; RNA polymerase II CTD heptapeptide repeat kinase activity. Gene Ontology annotation, biological process: protein phosphorylation. The record is from RefSeq and is a predicted model, not a curated record.